Molecule: messenger RNA, 985 nt
Organism: Sphaerulina musiva SO2202
Lineage: Eukaryota; Fungi; Ascomycota; Dothideomycetes; Mycosphaerellales; Mycosphaerellaceae
Product: Formate/nitrite transporter
Exons: 1
Coding region: 53-922 (289 amino acids)
Biological process (GO): transmembrane transport; nitrite transport
Cellular component (GO): membrane
Molecular function (GO): high-affinity secondary active nitrite transmembrane transporter activity
Source: RefSeq, a predicted model, not a curated record
CUGAGACACGGGCAAUACAGUACCUGAAUCACAAGACCGAUAGCAUAGAAAGAUGCCGCCAUCCACAGGUAGCCUCCCUCCCAAAGAGGCAGCCAUUGCAGUUCUGCAGACCGGACUGGAGCACCUCUCAGAGGAUCAAGUCACCACAUUCAUCAAGAACGUCUACGGCGCUCUCCUGUUAUCUUCCGGCGGCCUCUUCUCCAUUCUCCUCGGAGGAGGCGUCCAAGAUCUGUCUCCAGACAAUGCUGGUGUCGAGCGGUUGUUGCACGGCGUCGCUUUUCCCUUCGGUCUCGUUCUGGUCUAUCUCGUUGGAGCUGAGCUCUUCACAGGCUAUCCAAUGUGGCACACCAUCUUAGCUUUGGAACGGAGAGGCAGGCCAUUGGACUACGUGAAAGGUGCGAUAGCUUCUUGGCUGGGGAACUUAGCAGGCGCGCUCAUAUUCGCGAGUCUGUUUACAACUGUUACCGAGGCUUUGGAGGAGAGCCCAUGGCAUCACUCAAUUGUUGAGCAGAUUGAAACCGACAUUAUCAAUCCUGCUUGGCACGUUCUAUUCGUUCGGGCUAUUGCUUGCGGUUGGCUUGUCACGAUGGCCAUGUUCUUGGGAACCCAGAACCAGGACGGAAUCAGCAAGCUGCUGUUCUUACACUUCCCUUUCAUGAUUUCGGCAACUGCGAGGUUUCCUCACACGGUCGAAUACAUGUACCUGUCGAGCGUCGGGAUGAUGUUAGGCUCGCCACUGAGUGUGGGAGGCUUUCUGUGGAAAUGCCUGCUGCCACUGACGCUUGGCAAUAUUGUGGGCGGCGGAUUCUUCACAGGUGCAUACUUGUGGUUCAUGUACGUGAGGAAGGCAAGCAUGAAGGAGAAGUAUGGCGAUGAUGCAUUUGGCGAUGGAGAAGAGGCGCCGCUCUUGAAUGGACAUUGAUUGUUGAGACGGCACAGUUUUAACGGUGCAGCCGUUCCAGGGCUUCCUGCCCCAAAAGGGCAU